Molecule: messenger RNA, 1990 nt
Organism: Phalacrocorax carbo (great cormorant)
Lineage: Eukaryota; Metazoa; Chordata; Aves; Suliformes; Phalacrocoracidae
Source: RefSeq, a predicted model, not a curated record
GAUGCGUUCAUGGUACCCAAGGGAGACCCUGAAGGCUCAGCCACCCCCACACCCUUCACCUGCUGUAUGGACAGAGCCCCAAGGACGGAUCUGGCCCUUCAGCCCGCUGGACAUGGCUCCCCCACAGCCAGCCGGCAUAGCCAUGGCCCCGCUGCCCUCUCCCCCUGCCGGGUACCCAGCUGCAGAGCUGGCUGCAAGCCCAGAGCCCUGUUCCCCCCCUCCCCGUCCCGAUAAGGAGGCGAGCCCUCCUUGGGAUCAAGGCAAUGACCCCACAGCCACUAUAAAGUCUCCCUGUGCUGCUGCAGCCCUGCAGCUGGCCCCACCAUGCCGCUGCUAGGCACCCUGCUGCUGGCCCUGGCCCUGCUCUGUGCCUGGGUGCUGGUACACCAGCGAGCCGCCACAAAAAUGGGGACAAGGACAGGGACGGGUCCAGGGCGCCCACGGAGCCUGCCAGCCCUGCCGCUAGUGGGGAGCCUGCUGCAGCUGGCCGGGCACCCCCAGCUCCACCUACGGCUCUGGCACCUGCAGGGCCGCUACGGCAGCCUCUACGCCCUCUGGAUGGGCUCUCACUAUGUGGUGGUUGUCAACAGCUAUCGGCAUGCCAGGGAAGUGCUGCUGAAGAAGGGGAAGGCUUUCGCUGGACGGCCGCACACCGUGACCACGGACCUGCUGUCCCGGGGGGGUAAGGACAUCGCCUUUGCCAGUUACAGCCCCCUCUGGAAGUUCCAGCGCAAGCUGGUGCAUGCGGCCCUCUCCAUGUUUGGGGAGGGCUCACUUAGCCUUGAGACGAUCAUCUGCCGGGAGGCUGCAUCCCUGUGCGAGACACUCAGCGCUGCACAGGACACAGCCCUUGACGUGGCCCCUGAGUUCACACGGGCCGUCACCAACGUGGUCUGCUCCCUCUGCUUCAACUCCUCGUACCGGCGUGGGGACCCCGAGUUUGAGGCCAUGCUGGAGUACAGCCAGGGUAUCGUGGACACUGUGGCCAAGGAGAGCUUGGUGGACAUCUUCCCCUGGCUCCAGAUCUUCCCCAAUAAGGACCUGGCCCUGCUGAAAAGAUGCCUCAAGGUCCGGGACCAGCUGCUGCAGCAGAAGUUCACCGAACACAAGGAAGCCUUCUGCGGGGACACCGUGAGGGACCUCAUGGAUGCCCUCCUGCAAGUGAGGCUCAGUGCCAAGAACGGCAGCUCUCCGGCACCAGGGCUGGAGUUGACUGACGACCACCUCCUCAUGACUGUGGGGGACAUCUUUGGGGCUGGCGUGGAGACCACCACGACUGUGCUCAAAUGGGCUGUGCUCUACCUGCUCCACUACCCCGAGCCCUUGCUCCCCUCCCAGGUCCAGAGGAAGAUCCAGGAGGAGAUGGACCAGAAAAUCGGCCUGGCACGUCACCCCCAACUCAGCGACCGCCCACUGCUGCCCUACCUGGCGGCCACCAUCAGUGAAGUGCUGCGCAUCCGACCCGUGUCCCCCCUGCUCAUCCCCCACGUGUCCCUUGCCGACACCAGCAUCGGGGAAUACUCCAUCCCCAAGGGCGCCAGGGUCAUCAUCAACCUCUGGUCCAUGCACCAUGACGAAAAGGAGUGGGACAAGCCUGAGGAGUUCAACCCUGGCCGCUUCCUGGAUGAGCAGGGCCAGCACAUCCACUCACCCUCGCCCAGCUACCUGCCGUUCGGGGCCGGGAUCCGCGUCUGCCUGGGUGAAGUCCUGGCCAAGAUGGAGCUCUUCCUCUUCCUGGCCUGGGUGCUGCAGAGGUUCACGCUCGAGUGUCCCCAGGACCAGCCCCUGCCCUCGCUGGAGGGCAAGUUUGGUGUUGUGCUGCAGGUGCAGAAGUUUCGAGUGAAGGCUAGGCUGCGGGACGCCUGGCGAGCCUCGUGACGGGGACAAGGCCUGGAUCCCAGGCACCGGUGGGAUGCGAUGGGAUCACAGAGGCUAUGCCCUGCCUGCCCCAUGGAUGUGGGGUUGUCUGGAUAAAGCUGUUUCCGACGCA